This is a messenger RNA of Plectropomus leopardus (leopard coralgrouper), 2649 nucleotides long. RefSeq names its product exocyst complex component 3 (gene exoc3). Gene Ontology annotation, molecular function: SNARE binding. Gene Ontology annotation, cellular component: exocyst. Gene Ontology annotation, biological process: exocytosis; exocyst localization. The record is from RefSeq and is a predicted model, not a curated record. Lineage: Eukaryota; Metazoa; Chordata; Actinopteri; Perciformes; Serranidae.
CUGGGCGGAGCUCUGAUGAGGAAGAGGAACCACAACAACAGAACGUCUUCAGAAAUAUCGUUGAUAGAUUUGUAAAUAUGUGUUUCACACUCACACCCUGAGUGAAGUGCCCGAGGUAACUCAAUUUCCUGGCUCCAGAGUGUUUGCAUGAAGCCUUUGGAUUUGACUGGUACUUUAUAGGACGGAGCAACACUAUGGAGGAGACGAGUCGGGAGGCGGUUGCCACGGCGGUGCAGCGCGUGGCAGGGAUGCUGCAGAGGUCCGAUCAGCUGGAUAAAGUGGAGCAGUACAGAAGAAGAGAGGCACGCAAGAAGGCCUCUGUGGAAGCCAGGCUGAAGGCAGCCAUCCAGUCCCAGCUGGACGGCGUUCGCACUGGACUGACCCAGCUGCACAGCGCCCUGCUGGAUGUCAAAGACAUCCAGGGCUCACUGGCUGAUGUUAGCAAAGACUGGAGGCAGAGCAUCAACACCAUAGAGAACCUAAAAGAUGUCAAGGAUGCUGUAGUUCAACACAGUCAGCUGGCCUCAGCAGUGGAAAACCUUAAAAACAUUUUCUCUGUCCCAGAGAUCGUGGCAGAUACGCAGCAGCUGAUAGAGCAGGGAGAGCUGCUGCAGGCUCACAGGAAGCUGAUGGAGCUGGAGUGUUCACGUGAUGACCUCAUGUAUGAGCAGUACCGCAUGGACAGCAAGAACACAAGUGACAUGAACCUCAUCUCCAUUUAUUUUGAAGAUGUUCAGGGCUUGUCAGAUGAGCUGGCCAAGCAGUUAUGGAUGGUGCUGCAGAGGGCCAUGGUUACGGUUCGCCGUGACCCUACCAUGCUGGUGUCAGUGGUUCGCAUCAUUGAGCGGGAGGAGAAGAUCGAUCGACGAAUGGUCGACCGUAAGAAGCAGACCGGGUUCAUCCCACCUGGACGACCCAAACGGUGGAAAGACAGGAUGUUCGAGGUGCUGGAGGGGACAGUCAGCACCCGCAUUGAGGGCACCCAGGCAGUGACUAGAGAGGUCGAUAAAAUGUGGCUGGUUCGUCUUUUAGAAAUAACCAGGAAAUAUGUUCUGGAUGACCUCAUCAUUGUCAAGAACCUCAUGGUGCAGUGCUUCCCACCACACUACAACACUUUCAACAGGUUUUUCAGUCUCUACCAUAAUGCUGUGUCCACUCGUGUCAAAGAACUGGCCUCUGAGGACUUGGAGGCUAAUGAGAUCGUAUCCCUGCUAACCUGGGUCCUCAAUACAUAUAAGAGUGCGGAGAUGAUGGGCCAUCCAGAGCUCUAUUCAGAGUGUGACAUCAACCAGCUGGAGCCUCUGCUGCCUCAGGAUGUGGUGGACGACCUGCUCAGCAAAUAUGUCAAGACUUUUACAUCUAAUAUAACAGGCUGGCUGCGGAAGGCCCUGGAAACAGACAAGAAGGACUGGCAGAAAGAAACGGAGCCUGAGGCAGAUCAAGAUGGAUACUACCAGACCACGCUGCCCGCCAUCGUCUUUCAGAUGUUUGAGCAGAACCUGCAGGUUGCUGCGCAGAUCGACGGGGAUUUUAAAGAGCAAGUUCUGAAGCUCUGUCUGAAACAGAUGAACACUUUCCUUAUCAGGUACAGAGAGGAGGCUGUGACCUACAAAGAGGAGCACCUGAGAGACAGACAGCUGCCUCAGUGUUACGUUCAGUACAUGAUUGCCAUCAUUAACAACUGCCAGACAUUCAAAGAGUCCAUCAACAGUCUGAAGAAGAAGUACUCGCAGUCAUCAGAGCCCACUGACAGUGAUGCUGCUAUAGAGAGGACCCUCAAUGAGGUGGCUAAGGAUGGAUGUCAGUUCCUGCUGGAUGAAGUCUUCCUAGACCUUGAACAUCACCUGAACGAGCUGCUGACCAGGAAGUGGCUGACGGGCUCUCAUGCUGUGGACACCAUCUGUGUGACAGUGGAGGACUACUUCAAUGACUUCAACAAGAUCAAGAAGCCCUUUAAUCAGGAGAUGACGAGUGAGGCCCUGCGCAGGGUGGUGGUGGAGUACAUUAAAGCGGUGAUGCAGAAGAGGAUCACCUUUAAAAACGCAGAUGAGAGGAGGGAGGGAGCGGAGAGGAUGAUCAAAGAGGCUGAUCAGUUCAAGUUUCUCUUCAGGAAACUGGCUGCUGGUGAAGACACAGACCCGCUUUGUGGAGCCAUCGCUGCCAUCGCUGAAGUGUUCAAGCUGACUGACCCCACGCUGCUGUUCCUGGAGGUCACCACUCUGGUGUCCAAAUAUCCCGACAUCAGGGAGGAACACAUCCAGGCGUUGCUGGCAGUGCGUGGCGAUGCCAGCAGGGAAAUGCGCCAGAUGAUCAUUGGGACUCUCAGCGAGAACAAAGUAUCUUACUCUGGUGUUACACAGCCCAUCUUCAAAGACAUCACCGUGCCCACCAUCACUAUGACGACCAUGACCACCAUGACCUCCAUGGCAACUGCAAAGCUCCUCAAAUAAAGCCAAUAGCCACAACUCUAUUUCCACCUUCAGCACCUUCAAACACGAUAACGUGACACUUUUUUCUAAAAUAUUCAGGCAUUUUUAAUUGUUAAAUGCAGUGUGCUGCAAUUUCUGUCCCCAGCCUUGAUUUGCUCUUCUAUUGUCACUCUGAAUACAUGUGUGCUUUAACAAAAUAAUAAAAGUAUACUUGUGAUAA